AUGGCCACAAUGGUCGCCAGCACACCGCCGGCCAACCCGGCGACCGUAGCAAAAAAACCCUCCGUCAAAAAAUAUCGGGCACCUACGCCUCCGCGUAAGCUACCGACGGACGAAAAUAGUGACAGUGAUAAAGACAAGGAAAACAAUGUGCUUCCGCAGGAAGAAAACCGAAACGACUCAUCGGAAUGUUGUGUACAAACAAAAACUGACGAUGACAAGCCGGCUUCCGAAAGAGGAUCGCCGGUAGUAAAAAAAAUUGCGCCGAGACUGAACGGCAAUGUCGACAGGAGCUCUGUAUUGUCUAAAGCAGCCAUGUUCGAGGCGGGAAGCCCUAAAACUAAAGAAAAGGAUCCUGCAGAGAUGUCGUUGAGGGAACGCAAGGCGCUUUUUGAAAAAAAUAAGGGCUCCGCGAUUGUACCGAAGGCACCCUUCGGUCUUGCACCCUCCGUCAAAACACUGCAAGGGGAAAAUAAAGCAGAGAAAACACGAACAGCACAAAACGCUAAAUCAAACACCAAUAACGCCACAUCAGACACCGCGCCAGUGCAUACAGCCGGUUCUAGAACGAACCUCUCUUCGAGCAAUUCUAGAUCGAACCUCUCCUCGAUCAAUUCUAGAACCAACUCGAAGGAUAGCGUCAACGAGGAUUCUAUUAGUCAGAGUUCGUUUGGUGGCGGAAUAAAGGGCAAACUGGCGGCUUUGUUUAAUAAAGAGCAGACGAUAAGCGAGACGACAAUCACCAAUAAAUUUAAACAGGAAAGAGAGAAAGAGAUGGAGAUGUUGCAAAACAGAUUCCAUUAUAAGCCUAAACAAGAAGAUACUCAACAGCACAAUGACUCUGAUGACGAUCAGAGCGAGCAUGAUCCCUCUGAGAAGGCCCCUUUAAUGGGCAGUACGACAAGCCUAUCCCUAGCGAGCAAGAAGGCUGAAAUUGUAUCCAACUUGCCCAAAGUUACCUUCGAUGAGAAGGAAUCUGAAACACCCACUGAUAAGGAGGAUAAAGUUGUUGCCUCACAACCUGUAAAACGGAGAAGCUCUCAAGAUUCACAAGUGGUUCUUUCAGUACUCGAUGAUGUAAAGAGGAUAAAAGUAAACAAUAGCAAAGAAACAAACGGAUCUGUGCUUCCGCAACCGACUAUCUACCCACAUUUGUCAGAUAUUGAGACUGAUCAUUCCAAUUCCCAAGAGGAGUAUUCUGACUGUGGUGGCUCAAGUGUGGAGAAUCAUGCUAAUGAAAAUGUUUUAAAUAAAUCUGAUAAUUGGGCUGAAACGUCCUUCGGUCGAGAGGUUAUGAAUGUAGUAAAGAAAAACAAUACGAGUUAUAAAAAGGCAGUACGCGAAAGCGAUUCGGACAGUUCUCAUAGUGCGUGUGACAGUGAGCUCGAUGAUCUCCUGGAUGAAGCACUUGAAGAUAGCGAGGGCCCCACGCCUCCUAAAGUGAAUAAGCAGGGUCUGUCUUCAUCGAGCUUCGUGUACGAAGAAAAGGCGAAGUUCAAGUCGCCGGUCAAAAUUCCUCCAGCUACCACACCAGCCAGGAACGACCGCGGCUCGGAAUUAGUGCACAGCGUCAGUUUCUACAGGAGAAUGCAAAAUGCCUCAACAACCCCUUCGACUCCGCUUCGAGUGAUCCGGCACACGUCACCGGAUCGCGAGAUACCACCAACUCCGGACCAGCCCGUCGUCAACGUCACCACAGUGCGCGAACGCAUCAAGGAAUUGCAGAAAGAAAUCGCCAAACAACAGACAAUCAUAUCACAGGCCAGUCAAGCAUUGAAUCUUUGCGCCGCCACGAUAGAAUUUAGCGGCUCCACAGAACAAGCUGAAGGCGAGAGACUAUUGCUUUUAGCGAGUCACAGGCGGCAGGCGUGCGUGCACGAGGUGCAGCGGCUGCAGGUGGAGGGCGCGGGCCCGGCGGCCGCGGCCGGCAUGGCGGCGCUGCACCUGCACAGUCUGAACGUGCCCUUACGCCGCGACUACGUGCGACAGCUCAACGCGGAUGGUGCCAUUGGUCACCAUGCUGUGUGCUUGCUGAAGUGUCGUGACCGUGUUUUGGCCACAAGCAUGCAGCUAACCCAGCCCACCAGCAGCCUCCUGCACUUCCCCGACGAGAUACGAAUGGAUGGACUCGCCAGCGAUUUCAAGGUCACUGUUGAAAUCUAUUUAUUGCAAGCAUCAAAGGAAAUUCUACCCCAUGAAGUCAAAUAUCACAUCUCAAAUAAAAAGUCAAACUCAAAACUCCUGACUCCAAAGUCAAAGGUAUCGGAAUUGAAAGCCCCGCGCGUUCAGAGUCCGGCUGGACCUCACUCCGUCAGAAGUCCGCAGUUCCAGUUGCAUGGGUAUUGCAUCUUCGCACUGCAGCAAGCUUCCAGAAAAACCUUCACGUUAAAUAAGGUGCCUUGCGGCAGUCCGCUGGAGGGGUCGUUGAAUGUGGACAUCAAGGCGAAGCUGCGAGUGUCGCCGCCCGAGCAGCACUGCGCGUUCCUCACGGCGUUCGACGACGUGUCGGGGCUGGGCGCCUGGCACCGGCGCUGGUUCCGCCUGACCACGCCGCGCCUGCAGUACUGGAAGUACCCGGAUGAUGCCAACCGGAAGAUGCCCAUCGGCGACAUCGACCUCUCCACAGUAGUGUCAGAACGAGUUGUGAAGGCGCCCAGAGAUCUCUGCGCAAGACCGAACACCCUCCUCCUAGAAACUUCCGUGCCGGCCGGCUUAGCGUCCCCGGACACGGGAUCGCUUAUUUACGUGCGACGAGCGGACGGACAGAUUGUGCGCAGACAUCUUUUAGCUGCGGACACGCCUAAGGAUAGAGAUGAAUGGCUCGAGUGUCUUAAUAAGGCAUUAGAGUAUGUGAGGUGCAUGGGUACGGACGAUGAUUAA
This is a messenger RNA of Parnassius apollo (apollo), 2877 nucleotides long. The record is from the annotation of a GenBank genome assembly. NCBI's taxonomy places the organism in Eukaryota, Metazoa, Arthropoda, Insecta, Lepidoptera, Papilionidae.